Gavialis gangeticus (Gharial) is the source of this 1185-nucleotide messenger RNA. It is a transcript of the gene GNG10, whose product is annotated as G protein subunit gamma 10. NCBI's taxonomy places the organism in Eukaryota, Metazoa, Chordata, Crocodylia, Gavialidae. Gene Ontology annotation, biological process: G protein-coupled receptor signaling pathway. Gene Ontology annotation, cellular component: heterotrimeric G-protein complex. The transcript is spliced from 3 exons. Gene Ontology annotation, molecular function: G-protein beta-subunit binding. The record is from RefSeq and is a predicted model, not a curated record. The coding region runs from base 47 to 253 and encodes 68 amino acids.
AGCUCAGUUCCUGCCGCCGGGCCCAGGCGUCCGGGGCGGCUGCAGCAUGUCUUCCAACUCCAGCCUCGGCUACAUGCAGCGCCUGGUGGAGCAGCUCAAGCUGGAGGCGGCGGUGGAGCGCAUCAAGGUCUCUCAGGCAGCUGCAGAGCUUCAGCAGUACUGCAUGCAGAAUGCCUGCAAAGAUGCCUUGCUUGUUGGAGUCCCGGCUGGGAGCAACCCUUUCCGAGAGCCUCGAUCCUGUGCCUUACUCUGAAGUCAGGGAAGGUCAUCAGAGAGUGCUCUUCAAGCAUGGAAUGGAUACUGUCUUUCCUUCUCAAGAAAACACUCUGCCCUUACUUCUGUGUGGCCAAAGCAAUCUAGAUAUUUAUCAGUUUGUUCUAGUGUAUCAGUAGUUCACUAGAUCUUUUGCUAGUAUUUGUAAAGUAUUUUGUAACAAACUUUCUUUUCAUAAUUGAGUUACCAUUGCUAGUACACUAUGCUAACAGAACAUGUUUAUUUAAUUACGAGGUGUUUACAUUUUAGAAAGUAAAAACAUUAAUUCUACCAAAUAACUUCACUUUUUUAUUCUUUGUAAUGGUUGUGCUUGGACUAAGACUUUUUUACACACUUAAAUUACAUCUUCCUCCCACCCCAAAUUCUAUAUAUACAUGUUCUAAACCAAGGCAUCUGUAAAAUACAUGUUAAAAUACAGGACAAAACAAUUUCAGUAAGAGGAUGUUUCCAAAUGGAAAUAUUUUUAUUAUUUUUAUUUUUAAGACAGAAUAUAGGUCAGGCUCCUCUUCAUUUGCCUUUAAGUCAUAUGUGACUUAUACUCAAAUAAUCUCUGUACAACGUGAUUUUAGUAUGUUCACUACAGAAACUCAGAUAUGUUGAUUUCCUGUUCCUUAUUUGUUUGAUACUGACUUGUCUGAAUUUUUAAAAAUGUUUAAAAUGUGACCAAGGAAAAUUCACAGAACACUAAAAAGGAUUGCAAAAAAUUGCUCACAUCUAGACGUACAAGAGGCUUGAAAUACACCUAAGUUAUUAAAUGUCUACAAGAGUAUUAUGGGGUGUGUGCCUUUGGUUUUAUACAGAACACGUUUACAAGGACACUGCUAACUUUUUGUAACGGUUUUUGAUUUUGUUUACUCUCCAUCAUUUGUAUUAAUCUUUUAGAAGUUUGAAAAUAAAAUCCUUUCCCUACUC